AUGCUGUUAAAGGUAAUUUUUUGUAUUUCAUUUGUUUCUAAGCGUUUUGAUAAGUAUUGUUCAUCCACCAACGUUUAUCAAGAUGCACCGUCUACAGCUUAUAUUAAUCCAGAAGAACCUUUAUUAAUACCUUGUUAUGCAAAAGCCAAUCCAGAACCAAGGUAUUAUUGGACAUUGAAUGGAAAACAAGCCAACUGGAUUAAGCCAUACAAUACAAUGUUAUCAAAGAAAUUAAUACAUUCCAAUGAUUCAUAUCACUUACAUUCUAUGGAUGAAUCAGCUGGAUUAUAUCAAUGUAUUGCUAUUAAUCCAUUUGGUAAAGCUUUAUCAAUUCCAUUGAAAUUAGAAGUGGCAAGAAUUGGUACAUUUCAAGAUCUUAAUCCAAAACUAAUUCAUAUAAAACCGAAUGAAACAAAAAUUUUAAAUUGUUCCGCAACAAAAAGUAUACCAACUGCUAAAAUCCAAUGGAUGAUCAAAGAUGAUGAAGAUGGUUCAAUAAAUUUUAUACAUGAAGAUCGUAAUCAUAUUAUUGAUGAUGAUGGUAAUUUACAUUUAUUCAAUAUAAACUCAUUCACUAAAAGAAAUCUUACUUAUACAUGUGUUAUUAAUCAUUUAAUUCUACAUACUAUGAAAACUGGCCCAGAUAUAAAACUUCUAUUUGAUUCAAAUACCUUAGCAACAAAUGAACAUGUGAAUAAAGAAUUAACUAAAAUUGAAAAGAGAAGUAUCCUUUAUCAUUCAUCUAUACAACAAAUUGUUUUAAUGAAUGAAUCUUUAUCUAUAAAAUGCGUAAUACAUGGUAAUCCUUUACCAAAUAUUCAUUGGGAAUUUAUGACGGCACAUCAGAUUGAUUCAAAUGGAGAUUCGCAUCAAUAUAAAGAUGUUAAAUUGCUUCCAGAAAAGUAUGGAAUUAAAUUAAAAAAUCAUGGAAUGGAAUUAUACAUUCCAACAGUUCAAAUGAUUAAUCAUGGUAGUUAUCGAUGUAGUACAAUUAAUAUGGAUUAUAUGAUCUCAACAUAUGAUCCACAUGUUAUAUUCAAUGUAACUGUUGAAAGUAAACCCCAUUUUGCUGAAUAUCCUAAAAAUACUAUUUUACCAGAGAACAGUAGUAUUGUACUACAUUGUAGUAUCAAUGAAGAAAUUACAAAACCAUUAGCAACAUUAAAUUGGUUAAUGAAUGGUGAACCGAUUGAGAAAUAUUUAAAUGGUUUACGUAAAAUUGGUCGAAAUAAUGCUUUAUAUUUAUACAAUUUAACUGUUCAUGAUUCAGCAGUUUACCAAUGUAUUCUUCAUAAUAUCCAUGGUAUUAAUAUAAUCAAUGCAUAUAUUCAUAUAUGGAAUCAACCACCAGCAUUUAUUAAUGUGAUCCAUGGUAUACAAUAUAUGAUUGAAGGUCAACAAUUGAUAUUACCAUGUGAAACAUUUGGUUCACCUCAUGCAAUAAUUCAUUGGUAUCAUAAUAAUAAACAAUUAAAUACAAUUGAUCAUAUUAUGAAAGAUGAUUACAUCAUACAAACGAAUGGUAAUCUUCAUAUUUUUCAUGCUAAAUUAUCACAUAGUGGUACAUAUAUAUGUAAAGCAUCAAAUAUAUUUGGUAUAUCUCAAUCAAAAGGGAAAUUAUUCAUUAGAAAACGGACCCGUAUUAUAUCUGGUCCAUUAAUUGAAAAAACUAUCAAUACAAAUACUACUUAUAAUAAUACUUAUAAUAAUAAGAGAAUAAAUAUGAAGUAUCUUAUAGAAGGAUCUAAAAUUCAUUUAACCUGUAAAGUUGAAACGGAUCCAAUACAUGAAAGUCAAUUGACAAUCAUAUGGAAAAAAGAUAAUUUAACUCUUCAAAAUGCUUUUGAACAUAGUGAUCGUCUUAAUGUCACUUCAUCAAAUAAUGAAAGUCUAAUGAUUUUUAACUUGAUACCAAGUGAUACUGGAAUCUAUACAUGUAUUGCUAGUACAAAAUUGGACAGUGUGAAUUCUUCCAUUCAUCUUAUAGUUCAAGGUCGUCCAAAACCUCCAAAAUCAAUAAAAUUAUUAUGUAAUUAUCAUAAUCCAUUAUCACCAUAUAUUAUGUUAACAUGGGAAUUUGAUGAACUAUAUUAUACACCAAUUAAUAAAGUAAUUAUUACUUAUAUUACAGGAUUUUAUCGUCCUAUAAAUGAUGAUUCAUUAUUAAAUCAAUAUAAUCAAUCAAUCAAUAAUAAUCAAUAUAAUCAUCAUAAUCAUAUUUAUUGUAGUAUCAUUGAAUUACCUAAAUUACCAUUGAAUAUAGGACGUGCAUUUCUACGAUUAAAUUAUGAUGUUAUUUAUCAUUUUCGUAUUGAAUUAAUAAAUUCUAUUGGUAAAUCAUUACCAAGUGAUAUAAUACCAAAAUUAUCAAUUGAAUCUAAUGAAUUAUGUAUAUUACCACCAAUGCCAACAUUCAUUAAUCCAGAUUAUUUAAUAGUAUAUGGUAAUAAACCAAAUAAUUUAAUUAUACAAUGGAAGCCUUUGGAUCCUAUUCAACAUAAUGGUCCUGGUUUAAUAUAUCGUUUAACUAUUCAUUGUAUGGAUUGUAUUCAUGGUCCACCAAAAGAUGUAUUCAAUUAUACAAUCAUUAAAAAUUGGUCUAAAGAUAGAAUAGAAUUAACUGAAUUAAUCACAUCAAAAGUAUCAUCAAAUAUGAAUGAACUAAAUCAAUUUGAUAAAUGGAAUAUAGAAGUAUUUCGUACUUAUCAGGUUACUUUACAAGCUGAAAACUAUUUAGGUUCAUCUGGUACUAAACCAUUAAUAUUUACUGGUUGUUCAGGUGAAGAUAUACCACAAUUAAUACCAAUUCAAUUAAGAGUUCUAUAUAUUGGUUCAAAUCAUUUAUUACUUAGUUGGAAAAUGAUCAAAGAUUCUAAUUUCUUAUUAAAAAUCAAUGGUAUAUUUCAAGGAUUUCGAAUUGAAUGGUGUAAUGCUGAUUUAUCAAAUGAUUCAUGUGAAUUUUAUAAAAAAGUUCAGGAUUAUAUUCUUGAACAACCUCCAUCUUGGUCAUUUCCAAAUCUACGUCGAAUGUCAUCUAUAACAUUGAUAGAUAAUGAACUAUUGAAUAGAGAUAUUAUUCAUAAUAAUAAUAAUAAUGUAAUCAAUACUAAAAGUAUCCCAAUAACUAGGUCAUCUACAUUAGAACAUUUACAUACAAUGAAAAAUUCAAGUAUUCAAUAUGAAAAUGAUUAUUAUAAAGUUUAUUUAAAUGAAUUACCGGGUAAAACAAAAUUAAAAAUAUGGGUUCGUAUACUUAAUAUACAAUAUGCUGGACCAGAAAGUGAUGCAAUCAUUGUAGAAACAAAAGAAGGUGUACCAGAGAAAGUAUCUGAAUUAACUAUUACAUUUAUUGGUGUUAAUCAUAUUGAAGUAUCAUGGAUUAAGCCAAUGAUUUUAAAUGGAAAUUUAAUUUCAUAUGAUUUAGAAAUAUACUUAAAUAAUUUAACUGAUACAAUUGAAAGAAUUUCAAAGAAAACUUCUCAAAUGAUCUCUUCUGUAACAAUUGAAGAUCCAGAACAAUGUGCAACACGUAUAUCAGGUUUAAAAAUGAAUACUAAUUAUUCAUUAUAUAUAUGGGCUAAAACAGCCGUUGGACGUGGUGAAUCAACUUUUGUAAAUUUUCGUACAGCAACUCUUAGUCAUGAUUAUGGUUAUAUCCCUUUUACAAUCACUUCCGUCGAAGGUUAUGUGAAUGCAUUAAAUUUAACAUUGAUUACACCAUUAUCUUCAUCAAUCUAUGAUUUAAAUCAAUCAGAGUUGAUUAAUGAUAGUACAGAUUCUUCUGUUACAACAACUACUACUUCUUCAUCUUCACUUUCUUCUUCAUCGUCGUCUUUGUCUUCUUCGUCUUCAACAAUUCCAUUCAUAACUGAACAAGAUACAAACAACAACUUUAAGAUAAAUAAUAAUGAACAAAUUGAAAAAUUUAAUCAUCCAUUUAUGUUUUAUGUACAAUUUCGUCAAUUAGAUACAGAGAUAUGGGAAGAAACUCAAAGAGAAUUACAUAAUUCAUGGAUUGUAUUAAGUAAUUUAAAUAAAGAUUCACAAUAUGAAAUUAGAAUUGUAUAUAUUACUCAUAAUGGUCAAUCAAUUGUAAGUAGUUCAAAAAUAAUUCAUAUUCCAUUAAUCAAUAAUCAAACAUCAAUUAUCAAUAAUCAAUGGAGAUUAUUAUCAAAACAUAAUCAAUAUUUAAUUACUGUAAUUAUAUUAUGUUGUUUAUUUUUAUUGAUUAGUUUAAUAAGUAGUAUAAGUUUAUUGAUUUAUUGGUUAAAACAAAAAUUUACAAAAAAAUUAAUUACAACUACAAAACAAAAUUAUUUACAAACAUUUCAUUGUAAACAAUCAUUACAAUAUGAAUUACCUAUUGAACAACAAUCACCAAGGCAACAACAAUCACCACAGCAACUACAACUACUACAACAACAAUCUAUGGAAUCAUAUCCAAAUCAUAUAGAUUAUAUCAUUGAUCCUAUGACAAUGAUGAUGAUGACAACGUCGACGUCGGCGACGACGAUGAGGAUGAUGAAUAAUAAUAAUAAUAAUCCAUUAGAUUCUUCAUGUAUAUGUCAAUCAAAUGAUAUCUAUCAUGACCAUGAUCAUGAUCAUUAUGAUUGUAAUAGUAUAACAACUAAUAAUCAUUCUAUUCCUUCUUUAUUACAUAAUUCAUUUAUAACAACUUGUAAUUCACCAUUUAUAACAUUUUUAAAAUUACCACAAUCUCAAACUAGUUCAUUUACACAAGAGAAUUUCUAUAAUCCAUUAAUCAAUAUUGAUACUGCUACUACUACUUAUACUACUAAUACUAAUUAUACUACUACUAAUACUACUGAUAAUAAGAAUAAUCAAAGUAAUCAACCUACAUAUAUAAGUAGUUUAUUAAGUAGAGUAUAA
This is a messenger RNA of Schistosoma mattheei, 4890 nucleotides long. The record is from the annotation of a GenBank genome assembly. NCBI's taxonomy places the organism in Eukaryota, Metazoa, Platyhelminthes, Trematoda, Strigeidida, Schistosomatidae.